Messenger RNA from Plasmodium gallinaceum, 1275 nucleotides. It is a transcript of the gene SPM1, whose product is annotated as subpellicular microtubule protein 1, putative. The transcript has a single exon. Gene Ontology annotation, cellular component: cytoskeleton. Gene Ontology annotation, molecular function: microtubule binding. Gene Ontology annotation, biological process: microtubule anchoring. The record is from RefSeq and is a predicted model, not a curated record. Bases 1 to 1275 code for a protein of 424 amino acids. Lineage: Eukaryota; Apicomplexa; Aconoidasida; Haemosporida; Plasmodiidae.
AUGGAAAUAGUUGCAGAAAAACCAAAGGUACAAUUUAAUUUUUUUGUUGAUGAACAUGAAAAUAAUAAAGAUCCUAAUUAUUCAAAAUAUAUAAAAGACUAUAACAUAAGAAAUGAACCAGGGUCCUAUGCACACAGAAAGUUGUCUUUAGGUAGAAAUAGUGAACAAAGAAGAAAAGAUUCUCCUAGCAAGAAACUUGGUUUAUGUGUAGAUGAAAUAUGCACAUGUGGUUUUCAUAAAUGUCCUAAAAUAAUAAAACCACAACCAUUUGAAGGUGAAAGUAACUAUAGAAGUGAAUUUGGACCAAAACCAUUACCUGUUUUACCACCAAGAGUAGAACAAAAACCACCCAAAUCUUUACCAUUUGAAGGAGAAAGUAAUUAUAGGAGUGAAUUUGGUCCAAAACCUUUACCUAUUUUACCACCGAGAGUAGAACAAAAACCACCAAAGUCUUUACCAUUUGAAGGAGAAAGCAAUUAUAGAAGUGAAUUUGGUCCAAAACCUUUACCUGCUUUACCACCGAGGGUAGAACAGAAAUUACCCAAAUCAUUACCAUUUGAAGGUGAAAGUAACUAUAGAAGUGAAUUUGGACCAAAACCUUUACCUGCUUUACCACCAAAAGUAGAAACUAAAUUAGUUAAAUCAUUACCAUUUGAAGGUGAAAGUAACUAUAGAAGUGAAUUUGGACCAAAACCAUUACCUGUUUUACCACCAAGAGUAGAACAAAAACCACCCAAAUCAUUACCAUUUGAAGGUGAAAGUAAUUACAGAAUAGAAUUUGGUCCCAAGCCAUUACCACCUUUGCCACCAAGAUCAGAAACUAAAUUAAUUAAAUCACUUCCUUUCGAAGGUGAAAGCAAUUAUAGAAGUGAAUUUGGACCAAAACCAUUACCUGUUUUACCACCAAGAGUAGAACAAAAACCACCCAAAUCAUUACCAUUUGAAGGUGAAAGUAACUAUAGAAGUGAAUUUGGACCAAAACCAUUACCUGUUUUACCACCAAGAGUAGAACAAAAACCACCCAAAUCAUUACCAUUUGAAGGUGAAAGUAAUUAUAGAAGUGAAUUUGGACCUAAACCAUUACCAACUUUACCACCAAAACCAGAAGUUAAAUUAGUGAAACCACUAGCAUUCGAAGGAGAAAGUAGUUAUAGAACUGAAUACACAAGAAAAAUUAUUCCUGUUUGUCCAGUUACCUUAUUACCACAGUAUCCUGCACCAACUUACCCAUCUCAACAUGUAUUUUGGGAUCCUGAGAAAAAAACAUGGUAUUAA